AUGGGAGAAGAUCAAAAGGGUAAGAGAUUAAAAAGGAUUGUGUUUGUGACAGUAGGCACUACCAGCUUCGAUGCUCUGGUUCGCGCCAUGGAUACACAGGCAGUGAGGGAGGAACUCAGGAGGAGAGGUUACACUGAUCUGCUCAUCCAGAUGGGCCGCGGGUCUUAUAUCCCCUCAAAGGUCAAAAGAAGAAUACCUUGGAAUCUGAAAAAAAAUUUAACUUCACUUUUAUUCAUUUUUCUUAUUACAAUUUUGACUGGUGAUCAACAGGCAUCUAUCGCCAUGUGCUUCAAAUUUUAAUAUAUUUAAUCAUUGCCCUUUAAGAAAUAUUUAAAAGGAUGUAUAUUAUUCUUAUUUAAUACUUUAUGUAUCCUUACACUGUCUGAAGCUUAUUUUCAAUGGUACUAAUGCGAGUCUUUUCCAUAGUUUAUUAAGAUUAUUUUUUAUGAAUACGAUGCUGCUAUCUGUUUAUAAACCGGUUUAUAUUUGUUUUUGGAUUGGUCAUCAAUGGAAAUAAAUAAAAAAAUCGUUAUCCAAGUAAUUAGAAGCUGGCGAAUUGGCUGUUUGUCUUUAAAUUGGACAGAAAGUGAUGAGCGUUACCUCACCUUCUACUUCUGUCUGCAGUUUUCAGGGGAAGAUGGGCUUGUUGCUGUGGACUACUUCACCUUCUCACCUACCAUCGCUGACUACCUCCUGUCAGCAGAGCUCGUGAUCAGCCACGCAGGUAGAGAACCAUCAGCAUUUCUCCCCACUCUGCCGUAGGCCUGUUACACCCAUCAUCUAUCUCUACUGGCGCCAUCUAUACAUCUUUGAGGUCAACAAAACGUGUUGAGACUGGAAUCGUCUCACUGGGGGCUCAUCGUAACAGGACAAGCUUUACGCCCACUUAGAUAUGAUCAGCCAAUCGACUACAUCCAAACCGCCGGCCUAAUUGGGCAUGGAUCGUCUUCUCCAUCGAGCAUCUUCUGAUGGAAAAAAUUGUGCUCCGUUUUGUAGGAUCAGGCAGCAUCUUUGAGACUUUGCGUCUGGGGAAGCCGCUUGUCGUGGUGGUCAACGAGGACCUGAUGGACAACCACCAGAGUGAGCUGGCAGAUGAGCUGGCGGCGAGGAAGCACCUGUUCUGCUCCCGCCCCCAGUCCCUGGGUCAGGCUCUUAGAACCAUGGAUCUUGAGGCCCUAGUGCCGUACUCUCCUGGGGAUGCCCGGCCCGUCGCCACCCACAUCAACAAGUUCCUCGGAUUCCAGGCUGACUAG
This is a messenger RNA of Spirodela intermedia, 1253 nucleotides long. The record is from the annotation of a GenBank genome assembly. Lineage: Eukaryota; Viridiplantae; Streptophyta; Magnoliopsida; Alismatales; Araceae.